GCUAAUUAUAGAAAACAGAAGAACAUUUGUUACAUUUUUCAUCUCUGUGUAAACAAUUUUGUGAAUCGGGAAUGUUAGAUGAAAAACUGCUGUCUAACGGGAGUUUUGGGUUUGGUCAUGCCCAUCACUUUCACUUUCAGAAUGAAAUUUGCCUUUUUUGCUGCAAUGUUCUGUUUGCAAAUGUUUGCACUGAUUGUAGAUCAUUUAUUUCUUACAACUGCACUGGACGGUGAUUGGCCGAGAAGCCAACUCCUCUGAUCUCACAUACACUUUUUUUUACAUUUUUAGCUGCACAUGACAUUAUGUUAUUAAAGCAGUACAGUUAGAAGAUCUAACCCUUGACAUAGUAUUUCCUCAGCACAAAGUUCCUGUUUUAUGCCUCACACAGCUGCUGACUGAAGACGAAACAUAAAUCGAUAUAAAGAUGUCAUCAAAAGACAACACUAUUAGUUUUCCUGAGCUUAUAAAGCUGAAACGAGAUGGCAGCCGACUCAGCACGGCAGAAAUAAGCACUUUUAUAAAAGGAGUCACAUCAGGAGCCAUCCAGACGAGUCAAAUAGGUGCUAUGCUAAUGGCCAUAUGGCAGAAGGGCAUGACUGAUGAAGAAACCCUGGCAAUGACAAGAGAAAUGAUGAACUCCGGAGAGACCUUUAAAUGGCCGAAGGAAUGGCUUGUGGUGGACAAACACUCAACGGGUGGAGUCGGAGACAAAAUCAGCCUUCCACUCGCUCCUGCUCUGGCUGCGUGCGGCUGUAAGGUGCCCAUGAUAAGUGGAAGAGGACUGGCACAUACGGGUGGCACCUUGGACAAACUGGAGUCUAUACCUGGGUUUAAAGUCAACCAAUCAGUUGAACAGGUGAAGCAGAUCCUAGAGGAUGUGGGCUGUUGUAUUGUGGGACAGACAGAGAGUCUAGUUCCAGCGGAUCGUGUUCUCUACACCAUCAGAGACGCCACAUCCACUGUCGAUAGUCUUCCUCUUAUCAUCAGCUCCAUCAUCUCUAAGAAAGGAGCUGAAGGUCUGAGUAGUCUUGUGUUAGAUGUGAAGUUUGGCAGAGCUGCUCUGUAUAAAGAUUUAAAUAGCGCUCGGCGUCUUGCUCAAUCACUGGUCAGUGCAGGCAACAAGCUGGGUGUGAAGACAGGGGCGGUGCUCAGCCGAAUGGAUGCUCCCAUUGGCCAGAGUGUGGGAAAUGCGGUUGAGGUGUGUGAAGCCCUUGAGUGUCUUAAAGGACGAGGGUCAGAUGAUCUCAAGGAACUGGUCACAAAUUUAGGUGGGUAUCUGUUGUGGAUGUGUGGCCACUCUGGUACUCUAGAGAGCGGGAAAACUGAAAUCGCGGUCAAACUGGAAAACGGAGAAGCCCUGAAAAAGUUUGAGGCGAUGCUGGUCGCUCAGGGUGUGUCUGCAGAUGUUGCGCAUUCCCUGUGUUUAAACGAGGCCGACUACUUUGAGCACAUGAAGCGUGCAGAGCAUCAGACAGAGCUCGAGGUUCUAGAUGAUGGAGCCGUUUUGGACAUUGACGGUUUGGCCCUGGCUGAAGUGCUGCAUAAACUGGGGGCAGGACGUACUAAAUCGGGAGAGGAAAUCGAUCACAGUGUGGGAGCAGAGAUCUUGGUUGAGAUGGGACAGCAGGUACAGAAAGGUCAAUCAUGGAUCAGGAUUCAUCACAAUUGCCCAAAUCUGAAUUCUCACUAUUCUAACCUGCAGAAAGCUUUGGUUAUUGGCAACCACGAUGAAUAUGAGGCAGUAUCACGCAUAGCAGAAUUCAUCCACCCAGAUAAUUCCAACAUGUCAUAACACUGCCUGUUUGUAACAAAUAUUUCAGUUUCAUUGUACUAUUGCCAAGAAACUGUUUUGUUUAUAUGAA
Puntigrus tetrazona (Sumatra barb) is the source of this 1862-nucleotide messenger RNA. Its product is annotated as thymidine phosphorylase. The coding region runs from base 425 to 1792 and encodes 455 amino acids. Gene Ontology annotation, biological process: pyrimidine nucleoside metabolic process; pyrimidine nucleobase metabolic process. The record is from RefSeq and is a predicted model, not a curated record. The transcript has 9 exons. Gene Ontology annotation, cellular component: cytosol. Gene Ontology annotation, molecular function: 1,4-alpha-oligoglucan phosphorylase activity; pyrimidine-nucleoside phosphorylase activity. NCBI's taxonomy places the organism in Eukaryota, Metazoa, Chordata, Actinopteri, Cypriniformes, Cyprinidae.